AUUUUGUUUUGAAUAAUGAAACUUUAUUUCGGAUUUCUUUUUAUUGUGCUUGCAAUAUUUGCGAGCAUUGGUCUUGUGAGCGCUGGAGGUGAUAUCGUGGAUAUCUCUCCAAUGUGCGGAGUCAAUCGUGAGCUCUGUGAUAUUGUUGUCUGCCCUGAAGGGUUCACCAAGAAAAAUUUGAAGAAACAUCAAUGUUGCUGUGAUCCAGAUGUAUAAUGUUAAUUUAAAUUAUCUUAAAUAAAAUUGGAAUUUUUUGUGACAAAUAAAUGAAAAAAAAUAUUUUAAUGGUUA
This is a messenger RNA of Clunio marinus, 291 nucleotides long. NCBI's taxonomy places the organism in Eukaryota, Metazoa, Arthropoda, Insecta, Diptera, Chironomidae. The record is from the annotation of a GenBank genome assembly.